Messenger RNA from Thrips palmi, 4392 nucleotides. It is a transcript of the gene loqs, whose product is annotated as interferon-inducible double-stranded RNA-dependent protein kinase activator A homolog. The record is from RefSeq and is a predicted model, not a curated record. Bases 1 to 1248 code for a protein of 415 amino acids. NCBI's taxonomy places the organism in Eukaryota, Metazoa, Arthropoda, Insecta, Thysanoptera, Thripidae. The transcript is spliced from 8 exons.
AUGAUGGACAUGGUUACGAUGCCUGUGCCUGCCCCCGCCCUUCCCCCGGUUCCCGGUUCCGGUAUGGGUCCUGGUAUUGGUCCCGGUAUGGGUCCCAUGGGUCCCAUGGGUCCUACUAUGGGUCCUGGUAUGGGUCACGGCAUGGCUCCCGUUAUGGGCCCGGGUUCGGGCCCUGGCCCCAUCCCCGCUCAAAAUCAUCAGUGGCGUAGAAAACGAGGAACCUUCAAAUCUAUGCUGUCUGAGAACCUCCCCUUAGAAGAGGCAGCCAAGUUGGAGAUGAAAGAACUCCCUUCAAAGACACCGGUUUCGGUGCUCCAAGAAUUAUUAAGUCGGAGAGGAACAACACCCACUUAUGAGCUGGUCCAAAUUGAGGGGGCUAUACAUGAACCUACAUUCCGAUACAGGGUUACUGUGGCAGAUGUUGUUGCUUUGGGCACAGGACGUUCAAAGAAGGAAGCAAAGCAUGCUGCAGCUAAAGCUGUUUUGGACAAAUUGAUCGGUGGACAGAAUGAGGGAAUGGUCAAUAAUACCACUGCAAACAUACCUGAUGUACAAAUAGUUUCGCCGUACGAUGAUAAGAUCCCGGGUAAUCCAAUUGGAACUCUUCAAGAACAAUGCAUGUCUCGCCGGUGGCCGCCUCCAAUUUAUGAAAUGGAGAGUGAAGAGGGACUGCCUCAUGAGCGCCAGUUUACAAUUGCUUGCAUCAUUUUGAACCAUAAAGAAAUCGGUUGUGGCAAAUCUAAGAAGUUAGCCAAACGCCAAGCAGCACACAAGAUGCUGGACAAAUUGGAAGAUUCCUCAAUGGAACACAACAAUGCGCGCAUGGGUUACAAUGAGGAUGAAGAUGAGAUCUCUCAAAGAGUGUCAAACGUGGCGAGCCGAUUUGCAGGCCUGAAAGAUAAUAAAUUCAGUACAAUGACUGCAAUGUUAAAUGUGAAGGUGUCUCAGUUCCACAAGAACAUUAAAUGCUCGACCGGGCCCAAGCUUGAUGAGCUCAAGAAUCAACCCCUGAACCAGCCUGACUUCAACUACGUAAAGUUCCUUCAGGAAAUUGCUGCCGAACAAGAAAUUGAGGUAUCUUAUAUUGACAUUGAAGAGAAAUCCAUGACAGGCAAGAUGCAGUGCUUGAUUCAACUCUCCACAUUACCUGUUGCUGUUUGCUAUGGGGCUGGUCACACAUCGAAGGAAGCGCAGUCUGCAGCAGCUCAAAAUACACUGGAGUACUUGAAGAUUUUGACAAAGUUGUGAAGAGACAACCAGUACACGGGUGGUGAUUUCUGUGUCAGCUUUUCAUUCAUGUUUGCUUGCCCCAAUCUGUGAGGCUGUCCAAACUUAUUACACUCCUCUAGACUUGAUUAAGUCUUAUCAGUCAGUUCAAGUUUAUGUUUUCCUUAUUUGACAGCAAUCACCAUUAGCACAUGUAGGGUUGAUAGGCUCUCAAGCCUACAGCAACCGUGUUUGGGACAGAAGUUUCAAUUUUCUAGAAUUGUGAUUUUGGAUAUUGGUUAACCGUUCACUUAUUUUUCAUUGUUUGUGGCUGAAUGGAAGUUGUUGCUCGUAUAUUGGCUUUCUCUUCCGUUUGGGAAACGUCACUCCAUGCAAGGUAUCUCACUACCACUAUGCAUGCACAGGGGUUGUGCGGGCGGAGCGUCUAUGGACGCACUUAUCCGGCGUGCUCUCCUUUUUUAUUAAUGGCCAUGCUGCAUGCCAAGAAUGUGGCCGGGCCCUUUCGGUCAGUAGACGCUUCACAUCAUAAUACAGGUUUCAAGCAAAACAUUAAGGCUUACUUUUAAUUGAAGCCUUUUUUUUUAAAUUAUUGACAACUACUAUGUUUUAGGCUUUAACCAAAAUUUCCCUUUUAUUAAUUUUUUGGUAAAAUGAAUUGUUUUUUAUGUUUUAGGGAUUUGUCUUGCCUGUAUUAGCUCUGAACUGUGUUUACUGAACGGAAUGGCCCUUUGGACCCCAAUCAAUUUACAGUACAAGCUAUACUUUGCAUAGAAUUAGUGGAGUUUUUCCGUGAACUCUGAUAACAUUUCAUUUGUCAUUGGUGAAAAAUGCAUAGGUAAUUGUAAGAAAGUGGUUUGCACCAUUGGUAGUUUGACAUCCUCAUUACAAGAGGUAUGGGAUGGUUCUGAAGUUUUGACACACAUACACUUUAUCAAAAAAAUAUAAGGAAAAAAAUCAAUAAAAAAAUGUGGAGAGACCUCUUUAGGAAAAUGGGCAUUUAUUUAAUGCAAAGUAUAGAGGUUGUAAUAUUUGUUUUUUUUUUCUUUUGUACAGUACAGAAUUGUUAUGGUGUAUCUGGGAACUUUAGAAGCUGAGGGAUGGGCUUGGUAGUUUAUACAUGUAUUUUUAAUGUUAUUUGCAUAGUUGCAAUCUAAAGAUCAUCCAUUUUGCAAAGAGUAUCUGAAAUUUAAUUAAAAUAAAUUAUGAAUUUGAACCAGUGGCAAAAUGAACAUGAUGGGCUUUAGGCUGUGGUUAUGCAAAGCUUCAAGACUAAGAUUUAAUGCCCAUUGAAGAUCGUUUGCUCUUCUUGUUCUUAACUUUGCAAAGCAUAAUACUUUAAAGGGUUCAUUUUGAACCUGUGCCAGUUUGCUCUUUUUGUUCUAUUUGUAAGCUGUGAUGAUAUACUUGUAAAAAAAAAGAAUAAAUUUCAUGCUUCUAUUGUUUAUACCUGUCAUGUAUUUAAGUCAUUUUUAUGUAUUGAUUUGUUUGUGAUAUGUGAGGGCCUUAGCUGGGUCUUUUAAUAUUCAGUUUCUUUGUUACCAAUUAUGUUGUUGUGUAGCUGGUAUUGUGGCAUGAGCAUGUGUCUUUGCCCUUAGCUUCUAACGCUCCUGGUACAAUUUUGUUUUACUCUUUUCUGUAGGAAAUACAUUUGUCUAUCAGAAAGUAUUUGAUGUGCUCUGGCUGCACUAAUUUUUGUGGAGUUCUGUUACAUGCACCUUGUGUUUUUCUUUUAAAGUGUCAAAGGCUAGAAAUGUGUCGUUAGUUUUUGUUUGUCUCCCUAAUGUGAAAUCAGUUGUUGUUUUUCCCUCAUCUGUUGUAUGAGGUUCGGUGUAUGAGUUUGUAGCCACAGCACAUCUUUUCUUUGCUAUUUUGGUACUGAGAACCAUUAGAACUUUCCAAUUUAUGGUCUAAGUAGGUAUGUGUGUAUGUAAAUAUAAAAAUAUGUAUUAAUUUAAUGGCAACUAGAAUUGUCAAAAGGAAACAAAGUAACUGUUACUUUAAUCUGUGUUAAUUGGAAAUUUCAUCCAUUACUGGUUAGCAUGCCUAUUUGACUAUCAUACUUUAUCUGAACUGUUUUGUUUUUAUGCAGCCUGAAUUGAGCUUUAAGCUGAUUUGUGACCUACAUUUGAAUCGAUUGUUACUUUAAAAUGUUUGUCACUUCCUGCAUUUUCUUUAUUUCAGAAACCAGUUUGAUCAGUAUUUUUUAAGUUGUUACUACUCCCGUGUGAUGUUAUUUUGUUCUCAUACAUGUUUGAGUUUUGGUGCAAAAUGCACAUUCCGGAACUCAGUCUGUUGUAUGGUCUUCUUACUUUGUUUUUCCUCUUUUUGCUUUCUUUUAAGGAAACAUUGUUGAUGUGCUGGUAACAGUGACCAUGUGAGUGUACUGUAUUUAUUUGUGUAUGUGGAUUUAUUUAUUGACAGUGGCCUAUAAAUUUGCCUCUACAUCAGCUAGAGAGUCAAAGGGAAGUGUAUCUAAUUUUCCUAAUGUACACCUGCUUGCAAAGGAGCUCCUUGUUGAGUGUCAUGAUUGUGUUUAGGUUUUCCUCAUACAUUCUGCAGAACACUUUUCUUUUAUUUAUUUUUGGAGUGAUAGAACUAUUUCAUUAACUUUCAUGUGUGUUUUAGCUGCUCAUUACUUCUAUUUGGUCAAUGUUCAUGAAUGUUCACUUAUUGUAUAUCUCAAUGUAGAACUAGAAAAUUACAACAACAAAAAACACCUAGCAUUUUGACUUUUUUUUUUUUUAAAUCUGGAAUAUUCUAGAUGUGCUGUUUGUGUUUAAAGGAUCUAAAUGUUGUAGUAUGAAUUAAAUAGGUAUGAUGGCUUAGGACCAUUAAUGGAAGGUGAAUCAACUCUCAUUGUUCUUUUCUCUCUUCUGUAUUCAGUGUGAUCUCCAUGAAAAUCGAGCUUGUUUGGGCUUUGUUAUUUAAUCAUGUACCUUGCAGGUGUAGUUGAACCUUUUGUGCUAUUAUUCAUGACCUAUUUACAUUGCACGAUUAUCAAUGUAGUUGUGGAGCAUGACAUAUACUCACGUGUGUAUGUGAUGUGUGACAUGUAAUAUAAUAAGUGUUGUUAAUCAUUCGGUGUACUUGCAGUACAAAUGUAUUUUCCAAAUCAUCACUACAGUGACCAUGCAUAAUUCCAAAUAAAUCUGUACUCCUAAGCAA